Messenger RNA from Hibiscus syriacus, 947 nucleotides. RefSeq names its product pathogenesis-related thaumatin-like protein 3.5. NCBI's taxonomy places the organism in Eukaryota, Viridiplantae, Streptophyta, Magnoliopsida, Malvales, Malvaceae. Gene Ontology annotation, cellular component: extracellular region. The record is from RefSeq and is a predicted model, not a curated record. The transcript is spliced from 3 exons. Gene Ontology annotation, biological process: defense response. Bases 31 to 939 code for a protein of 302 amino acids.
AACCCCAAAUCCCAGAGUUUAUUGCUUAAUAUGUCAACUUGUUGCCCCAUUUCUCCUGUUAUCUUCCUCGUUUUCCUAACAUUUUGUUAUACCUCAAAUGCUUACACUUUCACUGUUACAAACAAUUGCCCUUACAUGAUAUGGCCUGGAACGCUGGCCGGUUCGGGGACUCCACAGCUUGCAUCGACGGGGUUCCAGUUGGAUGCAGGCCAAAGUGUCAGGAUACCAGUUCCUGCGGGGUGGUCGGGUCGGAUUUGGGGACGGACAGGGUGCUCAUUUGAUGCCUCUGGUGUCGGGUCUUGUCAAACCGGGGAUUGCGGGGGGAAGCUUGAAUGUGAUGGCAUGGGUGCAACUCCACCGGCUUCGUUGUUCGAAAUAACGUUUGGUGUUGGGAAUCAACAAGAUUUCUAUGAUGUUAGCAUUGUCGAUGGAUAUAAUUUGCCGGUUGUUGCUGCUCCUCGUGGAGUUUAUGGUGCAUGUAAUGCCACAGGGUGUGCUUAUGAUCUCAAUAUGGGUUGUCCUAAAGAAUUGCAAGUGGUGGGAGGAGAUGGAGAAGGGGGAGGGAGAGUGGUGGGGUGCAAAAGUGCAUGUGAAGCAUUUAGACAAGAUCAAUAUUGCUGCAGUGGGGAGUUUGCUAACCCAACAACAUGCAGGCCUUCCUUCUAUUCUUCAGUUUUCAAAAAAGCUUGCCCAAGGGCUUACAGCUAUGCUUAUGAUGAUGCUACCAGCACUUUCACUUGCAAGGCCCUUGAUUAUCUCAUUAUUUUCUGCCCCAAUUCUCAAUCCCAAAGGGCAAACAUAACAGAAGGUGGAUUUACACCUCCAAUCAAUGAUGAUGAUGGUACCGAGGGGAAGGUGCAGAUAGUUUCCUCAUCAAAUACAUUACUCUUUCCCUUUUCAAUCCUUAUCCUUCUUCUUCUUGUUAAUGGGUUCUUUUGAACUUAUUC